Tupaia belangeri chinensis (Chinese tree shrew) is the source of this 855-nucleotide messenger RNA. RefSeq lists its product as hypothetical. The record is from RefSeq and is a predicted model, not a curated record. Bases 1 to 501 code for a protein of 166 amino acids. The transcript is spliced from 4 exons. NCBI's taxonomy places the organism in Eukaryota, Metazoa, Chordata, Mammalia, Scandentia, Tupaiidae.
AUGUGUCCGGCCUUGCAGGGUGCUGCUGCUGCAAGUUUUGAUCAUGAGAAGAUUAUAUCUGUGGAUAUUCUCUGUGAUGAUACUGACAAUUCUGGACCAUCAGAACCUGAAACCAGAAUUCUAACUGCUUGUGUUACCUUUGUAAGCACAGAAGCUGUCUACAUUAGUAAGAAAACUUGCUUCUCCCUUGAUAUUGUUUCUGAAGGUUUUAUACCUUUUAAGGGUGACUGGCUGGCAGUUGAGUACUCCCUCCUGCCAGGCACAUCCAACAUCGUGGCACACUCGGUGAAGCCCAUGGCGUGUAGACAUGUGGAGAAGGUCCGCAUCACCAACCUAUAUGGAAGAAAUGGGGUGAUAGAUAAUGAAAUCUUCUUCACCAAGGAUUCACUGAAUAUUCCUGAUGGAUACACUCCCCAAAUGGGUGACCUUGUCAAUGUGGUCAUGGUGGAGAGUGUUCAGUUUUGCUAUGUUUGGAGAGCAAUUUCUAUUAUCCCAGUGUAAUUGCUGUAAUAAGUAACAUGUUUCAUUCCCUGUUUCUGUUUCCUUCUAUGGGCAGUAAAGGGACUAGUUGAAUUAGAAAACUUUGCUUAGUAAGCCAAAGUAAUACUUUAGGUAAGUUUAUAUAAAUUAAAUUAACAUACUUGGGACCAUGAGCCCACUUUAGGGAUGUGUCUUAUUAAUGAAAAGCAUACUAAAGCUGGCUAGUUAUUCUAGAAAAGGAUUCCUAAAGUUUAAAUGCCUUGUUAUUUAUAGCUAGGAGUGGAUUUUGUGGUAGCAGAGGCCCUCAAGUAACCAUCAGAGACAAAGCAUUUUACUCGAAAGGCAACAGGGCCAGCAUGCCAAUAGACAUGAUUG